AUGGCCUACAGGACGGAUGACCACCUCCUCAAUCAGCGGCGGAUGCACUUCCGGUCGCGUGUUUUCCCAACCACAGUCCAUGAACUUCUUUUCGUCGAAGACUGCGCCCUCAAUGCCACCUCCGAAGGGGACAUGCAAAGGAGCAUGGAUCUCUUCGCCGCCGCCUGUGACUUCUUCGGCCUGAUCAUCAACACGGAGAAGACGGUGUUUAUGCAUUAA
Molecule: messenger RNA, 219 nt
Organism: Spirometra erinaceieuropaei
Lineage: Eukaryota; Metazoa; Platyhelminthes; Cestoda; Diphyllobothriidea; Diphyllobothriidae
Source: the annotation of a GenBank genome assembly